Messenger RNA from Pseudonaja textilis, 5219 nucleotides. It is a transcript of the gene SOWAHC, whose product is annotated as sosondowah ankyrin repeat domain family member C. Gene Ontology annotation, molecular function: protein binding. NCBI's taxonomy places the organism in Eukaryota, Metazoa, Chordata, Lepidosauria, Squamata, Elapidae. The record is from RefSeq and is a predicted model, not a curated record.
GAGGGCGUGGUUUCGGACGGGCGCCCCGACCCUCCCUUCUCAGCGGCGAGCUGCUUUAGAGCCUCCUCGGCGCCGAGAUUCAUUCAAAGGGAGGGGAGGGCAGUUUGAAAGCGGGCAAAUAAGGCGCCUCCCUGUUUCCCUCGCGGACGUCACAUGAACAAGGAGGGGACGCGCGCUCGAUAGGGUCCGGCAACCGAGGGAGGGCGGAGAGGGAGAAGCCGGACUCAGGCGAUGCUGUCGGGCGUCUCGUGGCAGCGACGAUGCCAUGGCGGGCCAAGCGAAGGAGUCGGGAGGGGAUCCCGCGCUGAAGGCUAGCGGUCGGGAUCGACAGGAGGGGCGCCGCCGCCGCCGCCAACGGUCUGUGGGCGCCUAUGGCCGCGCCGGGGGAGCUGGACCGGGACACGGUGCUCCGGUUUUUGGCAGAGCGCGGAGGCCGGGCUCGCAACGCCGACCUGUUGGACCAUUUCCGUGGCUUCCUCGCUUCGCCGGACCCCGAGAGGCGCGCCCGGGCCCGCGAGCACUUUAAGGAUCUGGUCAACGCCGUGGCCACGGUGCGGCAGGAGCCCGGCUCAGGGACCAAGUAUGUGCAGUUGCGCAAGAAAUACCGCGGCAGUGCCGGCGGUCGGAAAUCCGAAGCGGCGGCGGCGGCGGCCCCUCCGGCCGAGAACGGCUCCGGGACCGUCGGGCAUCCCGAGGACACGCCGCGCCCCCCUGGUGCUCCUGGCGGCGAAGGGGACAGCCGGGAUGGAGGGGAGGCCCUGGAAGAGGAAGCCGGCGCCGAACCGCUGAAGGGAGAGAAGGCGGCGAGAGGGGAUCCCUCUGCAGCUUCUGGAGAGCUGCCGUCCGAGGAGGGCGACGCCGCUGCCGCCUCGGAAGCACCGCCGGAGGCGCUUCCGUCCCGAAUCACCCAGGCACCUCUGGCGAGCCCAGAGAGCCCGGGAGAAGGAGGAGGCGGCGGCGGCCGAGAGGCAGAGCAGAGCAGCCCGCGGCCCCUGGAGGCGGUGGCGACGCCCUCGGGCGAUGCCGAGCCUGAGGAGAAGCCCGGCGGGGACGCCGUUGAGGCCCAGCUCGAAGAAGACUCGCCGCCCUCCACGAGCCCGGCUGUGGGCGCCUCGGCGGGCGGAGCCUCUACCGGCGCCAACACACCCAGGUGUGGGCAAAAGAUCUUCCGGGAACGGAUGCUGGGCAGUUCCCCUCAGCAGAAGCGCGGGGGGGGCCUGCACCGCGGAGGGAGCCGCGGCGGCGGCGGCGGCGGGGGGGAUUCGGACAGCGCCUCCCUGGCGUCUUCGUCGGCCGAGGACGAGAGUGGCAGCGGCGAGGGCUCGGGGGCCUUGGAUCCGCUGGAGCACGCGUGGAUGCUGUGCGCUUCGGACGGGCGCUGGGAAAGCCUGGAGAGUUUACUGAGCUGCGAGCCGGCGCUGUUGCCCAAGCGCGAUUUCAUCACGGGCUUCACUUGCCUGCACUGGGCGGCCAAGCUGGGCCAUCCCGAAGUGCUGGCAAGGCUGGUCAAUUUCGCCCACCGGCAAUGCCUGCCCAUCAACAUUAACGCGCGCACCAGCGGCGGCUACACCGCGCUGCACCUGGCCGCCAUGCACGGCCACUUGGAAGUGGUGAAGCUGCUGGUGGGCGCCUACGACGCCGACGUGGAUAUUCGGGAUUACAGCGGCCACAAGGCCUCGCACUACCUGAGCCGGGGCACCGCCGAAGAGGUACGCAGCCUCGUCGGGGCUCUGCAGGAGGAGGCCGACAGCGGGGCAUCGAACGGCAGCAGCCGCUGGAGGCUUUCCAGGGUGCUCCCCUCUAACCUCAUUACUUACAAGCUUUCUCACCACCACCACCACCAUCAUGGGGAUGAAAGGGAAUCGGCGGAGGGGGCUGCUGCACCCAACAAGAGCAAAGAGCUCAGUAGGAAAAUCUCCGGCAGUGGUAGGAUAAAACCCCGCCUCAACAAAAUCCGGUUCCAUACGCAAAUCAUCCAUACUACCCCUUCUUUCAAGGGGGAUGCAGAGGAGGAGGAGGAGGAGGAAAAGUCCCUGAAAGCCUCUUUCAAGCUCAGACCUAAAUCCAACAUAUUUGGUUAAUAGGACAGAUGUGUCCCUUGUUAGGAUUGGUUUUAAAACCAACCCUUAAGGCGAUACCUUUAGUUUCUAAGCAGGCUUAAAUAGAAUUAAUGGAAGCUUUUAGGUUACAUAUGUUUUAGAGCUUCAUAAUUCAGUGGUUAAUGGAACCAAAGCUUAAAACAUUUUAAAAAAAUAAAAUUGUUUUUUUUUUAAAAGCAGUGAUCCAGUUUUAUAUUGGCUAUGUAGUAAGAUCUGUUUCUCCAGUGUAGAUAAUAUCUAUUGAAACAGUAAAUGUGUGGGCUCCAUCUAAUUAAACUCAUGAUAUAGAGGUUUGCAAGGUAGAAAACCAGUCCAUGUACUUGUUAAAAUUCAUGACACAGAAAUCUAUGUUGGGGAGAAGAUAACACAUUAACUUCAUGAUUUUUAUUUUUGUCAGAAGUAUUCAACAUAACUUAUUUUUUUAAAAGCCAAAUGAAAUAUUUUCUACGCAUUUGCAGUAGAAGGCAUUUAGGUUUUGCAGUUGGUGAACAGGCAAGUGUGAUUGUCUUGCUGAUUGCCAUGCAAGGCAAUUUCCAGGAUACCCUAGUCAGAUUCCAGUUGAACCAGGUUAUUAAAACUGCUUAGGGAGUAUAUGUGCAGGAAGAAAUGGCACCUGGGGACAGUUAACCAUUCUUACUGUCCUUUCCAAGUAUUCUCUGUCACCUCUCAUGCAUAUUAGCAUGGCAAGGUAACCUGUGCUGCCAUGCUUUUUUGCCGGAAUAGACAUGAAUUAAGAGACAUAUAUUGGGAAACCCAUAUAAAAUGUUACGUGACAACUGGUAUAGGCUGUAUUAAUUACCCAGAAUCUAAACUUGACAGGAAUUGUGCCAUUGACUUAUAGAAUACCCAUUGAACCUAAUUUGUAAAGUUUUCUAAUGGUACUUUUGAGCUCUGACCUUUGACUAUGUUUAUUUACUGAGUGCAAUGCCUUUGGGAAUGUGGUACUAACAGAUAAAGUUAACUUGGUUUUGUUGUGAGACAACAUUGGUCAACUUUUGUCCUAUGCCUGAAAACUAUUUAAUUUAAAAAAUAAUUUAAACAUUCCACUUGAAUGGUUACAGUAGAGCAAUGGUAAUGAGCAUGUAGCACAACUUUCUUUUUAUGUGGUCAUUUCUAUAAACAAUAUAGUCAUUUGGAUAAGCUGUCUUGACUAUUAGCUCUAGUGUUUAGCCAUUAAUUUGCUCAAUAUGAAAUAGGAAUUUAGAAUUUAAGAAAAAUCUUAAAACCUUAAGUAGUUUUCUUAGCAUUCUGGAACAGUGCUGAUUCAGAGAUAGGGAGACAAUGGAAGACUGUCUAGUGUAGUUUAAUGCCAAUAAAUAUAGUGCUUAGCUUAUAAAUAUGUACAUAAGUAUUUCUACAGAUAAAUUCGAACAGCUCCACAAGAAUCCAUAUUUGUAUAACUGGAAGUGAAAUGUAAAUGAUUUAUUGAUUGCUUAUCUAAUCUGAUAUAUAAGGUACAGAAAUAAAAAAACACGUGAUUCAUUUGCUGAUGCAUGUUACACGAUAUUAGAGACUCUUUCAUUACUUACAUUUUGCUUUACAAUUCGUUUUUUUAAAAAGUGAACAAACCUGUGAUUUUUAAAAAGCACAGAAUUCUUUACAGUGUGAAAAGUAAACUCAUUUUUUACCUUAGUAGUAAUAGUGCCUGGAAAGUUAGUAAUAUUUUUAAAAAUAUUUGUUCCAAAUGUAGUGAUUUUUAUUAAAUGUGUACUAGCACUUUUUCUUCAAAGAAUAUCUGGGCUGGUCCUCAGAUGCUGCUUAUGUAUCUAACAAUUCAAUGCUGCCAAAUAAAACUAGCUAACACAUGUUUCCAAAUUAGUUUUUGAAUAUUUUGGAAAUGAUAGUUUUAUACUGAUUUAAAGGCAGAUUGCAAUUCUAAAACAAUAGUUAUACCACUGUUUUUCUUAAAGAUAUUACAGUAAUAUCACAAUUACCAUAAAUUGAAAAAUGAUAUUAAAAAUAAAAGUAUAUAUGUCCCUUCUGUCAUUACAGCUAUCUUUUCGGACGUUAAUUGUAAUCUAAUGAUCAUGUAUUGGUAAUUUAACUUUAAUUGUUUUAAUUUUUUCAGCACUGUAGGCAGCUAUCUAUACCCAACUAAUGUAUAAAGCAUAAUUUCUACCUAGAAAGUGGAAAAAAUUAUUAAUGUUUUUUAUACUCUUGUCAGAAAUAUGAGAAAAGUUUGACAAAAGUCAUAAUGAUAUCCUUAUUGAGAUAUAUAACAGGGUCUAAAAACUGCUGAAAAAAAACUAAAUUGCAAAGAACUGCUCACUAUACAACUGUUAUACUACUUUGGUACUUUUUUAUGCACACAAGUAAAACAAAUGCAAAUUUGUUUUCAAUUUUAGUUUAUAAGCUAUAAUUACAUGUGCCUUUGUUAACCAUUGCAAACUAUGAAGAAAAGAGUUUAUUGAGGAUUUUUCUUAUUUCAGUAGAUUGAAGGCCACUGGUGUCUUACCAACAUACUACUUGUAGCAAAAUAAAUAUUCUAAAGUGUCAUUCUGCAUUAUAGCACUAAAGGUUUUAUAACUUUAGCAAAGAUUAUGUAAAAGUUAAAAAUUCUGUGGUACAGAAUAGUGUCUGAAGUCCGAUAUUAUUACAAAUCUUACUAGAAGAAUAUGAAAUAAUUUCAGCUUCAUUGUAUGAUAUUUCAAAGACCAGGAUACUCUACUCCCUCCAUCCUUUCUAAAGUGUUUACUCUGUAACAUAUUUAAAUUGUUCUCUCAUAUUUAUAGCUGAGGUUGUAUUUUUGUAGAUGUGUAUUUAAACGUUCAUCUGAAAUUUAGGCCUACACAAUCCAUCUGAGAAUCACAGAAAAUAUUUUGAAUGUAUUCCUCAAACAACUGAAACUUGUUAUCACUGUAGCAAUUUCAGAAAUUUUAGGCACUCUUUCCUAUGUCACAAACUAGUAACAGAAAUGCAAGAAUUUGUAAAUAUUAUUUGGCAUUGGAGCACAAUGUAAAAUUUUGAAAACUUACAGGAGGUGUAAUACUUUGAUUCUAAAUACUAAAAACCAGUGUCUUGUGUAUAGAUUGCAUUUUCACAACUACAGGUAGAUGUACAUGAGAAAUUAAGGUCUGCAAAUUGUAGAAGUAUAUGAAAAAUAAAUUUUGAUAAUACAAA